Messenger RNA from Botrytis byssoidea, 996 nucleotides. RefSeq lists its product as uncharacterized. The coding region runs from base 1 to 996 and encodes 331 amino acids. The transcript is spliced from 4 exons. NCBI's taxonomy places the organism in Eukaryota, Fungi, Ascomycota, Leotiomycetes, Helotiales, Sclerotiniaceae. The record is from RefSeq and is a predicted model, not a curated record. Gene Ontology annotation, molecular function: ATP-dependent NAD(P)H-hydrate dehydratase activity. Gene Ontology annotation, biological process: metabolite repair.
AUGUCAGAAAACACACAAGCCAUGUCGAAAACGACGAAAGACCUUCUGGCGAAAGUCAAAAAGAUUGUGCCACCAAUGCUGAGUAAAUUUCACAAAGGACAAAUGGGUAGAAUAGCUGUUAUUGGGGGCAGUGAAGACUACACUGGCGCGCCAUAUUUCUCCGCAAUGGCCAGUGCAAGACUUGGGGCAGACAUGAGUCAUGUCAUCUGCGAACCUGGCGCAGCACAAGUCAUCAAGACGUACUCUCCGAAUCUUAUGGUUCACCCGCUGAUGCGACAAUCUUCGCAUGCGAAGAUGACGGAAUCGGCGAGCUCGAUCGCGCAGAGCGUUAUUGAUAUGCUACCGCGAUUACAUGUGAUCGUUGUGGGACCGGGAUUGGGACGAGAUAAACUGAUGCAGGAAACGUGUGCGAAGGUUUUGGAGGCGGCCAGGGAGAAGAAUAUGCCGUUUGUGCUGGAUGCGGAUGGAUUGCAGCUGGUGCAGACGAAACCGGAAUUGGUGCAGGGGUAUAAGGAGUGUAUAUUGACGCCGAAUGUGGUGGAGUUUGGGAGACUGUGUAAGAGUAAGGGGAUUGAUGUUGAAGGGUUGGAUGGGGCGGAGGGAGCGGAAAAGCUGGCGAGGGCGUUUGGAGGGGUUACGGUUAUACAGAAGGGGUCGCAGGAUUAUAUUUCUAAUGGGGAGAAGACGUAUGUGAGUGAUAUUGAAGGAGGGCUGAAGAGAAGUGGUGGACAAGGUGAUACGUUGACGGGUAGCCUGGCAACGUUCUUGGGGUGGCGAAAGGCGUAUUUGGAUAGAUUAUGGGAGCAUGAGGCAGAUAUUGAUGAUAUUGAAUCAUUAGCAUUGGCGGCUUUUGGAGGCAGUAGUAUCACAAGAGAAUGCUCGAGGCUGGCCUUUGCCAAAAAGGGUAGAAGUCUACAAGCCAGUGACCUUACUGAAGAAGUAUACGCGGCAUUUAUAAAUCUUCUCGAUUCCGAUGACUCAGCUGCCAAGUUAUAG